AUGUCAAUCACUAAGGAGACGAAAUUACCUUCUGAUGAAGAGCUGACCGUUCCUCAGGAGAUUAACAUCUCGUCGACUUACCUCAAGGCAGUUGCUCCAUAUAUGGCGUAUCGAUGUGAAGAGAAAAUCAAGGCAGGUUUAAAGAUUCUUUUGAUUGAUUUUUUAGGAUUUUAUGCUGAAGCGGAAAGAAGUUGAAGAUCCUAGAAAGACUUUGAAGGAAGGUGCUGCUGUUACUGCUUGUGGUGUCGACUUCCUGAGAUCCUUGAAGAAGACUUGCAAGCCAGAGACUGACCGUUAUGCUGAAUGUAUCGACAAAAGCUCGUCGCAACUCUUUAUUGCUUAUUGUCAUCAAGAUCAAUUGGUUUUGGACAAUUGUAUAGAACAGAAAUUAGGUAUCACUCGACCAAAGCGUGGACACUUCAGUAAAUUGCAUGUUCACAAUCCAGGUUAUGAGGCUCCCAGUAGGUUACCUUAUUUUUUGCCACUGACUCCUUCUUUCAGAAGAAAUUAAACGCGAUUAUAAGGCAGAGGCCUCUAAAGUGUUGGCCGAAUUACCGAAUGACAACCCGGAAUAUCAAAGAAAAGAUUUCAAAAACUUUAACGAAUGGAGAAAGGAUUUCCUUCGUGUGUAG
Bursaphelenchus xylophilus (pine wood nematode) is the source of this 632-nucleotide messenger RNA. The record is from the annotation of a GenBank genome assembly. Lineage: Eukaryota; Metazoa; Nematoda; Chromadorea; Rhabditida; Aphelenchoididae.